GGCGCGGAGCGGGGAGCGCGCCCGGGCUGGCGGCGGGCGGAUGCCGGGGCGGGCGCAGCGCAGCCGAGCCGCGCUCGCCGCACUCGGGCAGCGCCCGCGGAGGCGAUGAGAGGCCGGCGGGGCUGAGCCGAGCCGAGCCGCGGGAGGCGGAGGGGCUGCGGGCAGCGGCGGCCGCCCGGCCCCGGAUUUCCAUAUUUCCAUGGUGCCGGGGGCCGCCGGCAUCCCCCCGCGCUGAGCCGGAGGCGGGCGGCAGCGGAGCGCCGAGGGCCGAACCAUGUGAGGGACAUUGCCGGGGCUCAGGACACGCGCGGGGGACACGGAGCUUGCCUUUCCCAGGAUGGAUCAGAGGAGGACCUGGCCUCGGGUACUGCACUCUGAUGGCUGCUCAGUGGCUCUGCUCUGCCUCUUCCUGGCAUCGCUCUCCCGGGACGUGUCCAGCAAUGCCUCCUUCAACACUUUCCACUCGGAGAACCGGGACUGGACGUUCAACCACCUGGCGGUGCACCGGGCCACCGGCGCCGUCUACGUGGGGGCCAUCAACAGGGUGUACAAGCUUUCGGGGAACCUGACCAUUCUGGUGGCUCACAAAACCGGUCCCGAGGAGGACAACAAAUCCUGCUACCCGCCCCUCAUCGUGCAGCCGUGCAGCGAGGUCCUCACGCUCACCAACAACGUCAACAAGCUGCUCAUCAUCGACUACUCCGAGAACCGGCUGCUGGCCUGCGGCAGCCUCUACCAGGGCGUCUGCAAGCUGCUGCGCCUCGACGACCUCUUCAUCCUGGUGGAGCCCUCGCACAAGAAGGAGCACUACCUCUCCAGCGUCAACAAAACGGGCACCAUGUACGGCGUGAUCGUGCGCUCCGAGGGCGAGGACGGGAAGCUCUUCAUCGGCACGGCGGUGGAUGGCAAGCAGGAUUACUUCCCCACCCUGUCCAGCCGCAAGCUGCCCCGGGACCCGGAGUCGUCGGCGAUGUUGGAUUACGAGCUCCACAGUGACUUUGUUUCGUCCCUCAUCAAAAUCCCCUCGGACACGCUGGCCCUGGUUUCGCACUUUGACAUUUUUUACAUCUACGGCUUCGCCAGCGGCAACUUUGUGUAUUUUCUGACGGUGCAACCGGAGACCCCCGAGGGCGUCUCCAUCAACUCCGCCAGCGACCUCUUCUACACCUCGCGCAUCGUCCGCCUGUGCAAGGACGACCCCAAGUUCCACUCGUACGUGUCCCUGCCCUUCGGCUGCGUCAAGGGCGACACGGAGUACCGGCUGCUGCAGGCUGCCUACCUGUCCAAGCCGGGGGAGGUGCUGGCCAGGGCCCUCAACAUCACGGCGCAGGAGGACGUGCUCUUUGCCAUCUUCUCCAAGGGGCAGAAGCAGUACCACCACCCGCCCGACGACUCCGCGCUCUGCGCCUUCCCCAUCCGCACCGUCAACGCCCACAUCAAGGAGCGCCUGCAGUCCUGCUACCAGGGCGAGGGCAACCUGGAGCUCAACUGGCUGCUGGGCAAGGAUGUCCAGUGCACCAAAGCGCCAGUCCCCAUCGAUGACAACUUCUGUGGGCUGGACAUCAACCAGCCCCUGGGGGGCUCGGUGCCCGUGGAGGGGGUGACGCUCUUCACCUCCAGCCGCGACCGCAUGACCUCCGUGGCCUCCUACGUCUACAACGGCUACAGCGUGGUCUUCGUGGGCACCAAGACGGGCAGGCUGAAGAAGAUCCGGGCGGAUGGGCCGCCCCAGGGCGGGAUCCAGUACGAGGUGGUGCCGGUGUUCAAGGACGGCAGCCCGGUGCUGCGGGACAUGGCCUUCUCCACCGACCACAAGUACCUGUACGUCAUGUCAGAGCGCCAGGUGUCCCGGGUGCCCGUGGAGUCCUGUGAGCAGUACACGACCUGCCAGGAGUGCCUGAGCUCGGGGGACCCCCACUGCGGCUGGUGCUCCCUGCACCACAUGUGCUCCCCGAGGGACCGCUGUGAGCGGGCAGAGGAGCCGUUCCGCUUCGCAGGGAGCAUCCAGCAGUGCCUGAGCGUGGCCGUGCAGCCCAGCAGCAUCUCGGUGUCCGAGCACAGCCUCCCGCUCAGGCUGCGGGUGAGCGACGCUCCAGACCUGAGUGCCGGCGUCAGCUGCCUCUUCGGGAACCUCAGCGAGGUGGAGGGGCAGGUGUCGGGCAGCCAGGUGCUUUGUGUGUCACCAGCAGCCAAAGAUGUCCCCGCCAUCCCCGUGGAUCAGGACUGGUUCGGUGUCGUGCUCCAGCUGAAGUCGCGGGAGACGGGCAGGACCUUCGUCAGCACCGAGUUCAAGUUCUACAACUGCAGCGCCCACCAGCUGUGCCUGUCCUGUGUGAACAGUGCCUUCCGCUGCCACUGGUGCAAGUACCGCAACCUCUGCACCCACGACCCCACCACCUGCUCCUUCCAGGAGGGGAGGAUCAACGUCUCCGAGGACUGCCCCCAGCUGUUCCCCACGGAGGAGAUCCUGAUCCCGGUGGGAGAGGUGAAGCCCAUCACGCUGAAGGCCAGGAACCUGCCGCAGCCCCAGUCGGGCCAGAGGGGCUACGAGUGCGUGCUCAGCAUCCAGGGCAUCGUGCACAGGGUGCCCGCGCUGCGCUUCAACAGCUCCAGCGUGCAGUGCCAGAACAGCUCGUACCUCUAUGAUGGGAUGGACAUCAGCAACCUGGCAGUGGACUUCGCCGUGGUUUGGAACGGGAACUUCGUCAUUGACAACCCGGAGAACCUGAAAGUGCACCUGUACAAGUGCGCGGCGCAGCGCGAGAGCUGCGGGCUGUGCCUCAAGGCCGACCCCAAGUUCGAGUGCGGCUGGUGCAGCGGCGAGGCGCGGUGCACCCUGCGGCCCCACUGCGGCUCCCCCGGCGCCCAGCCCUGGCUCGACUGGUCCAGCCACAACGUCAAGUGCUCCAACCCGCGCAUCACCGAGAUCCUGACGGUGUCGGGGCCCCCAGAAGGAGGGACGAGGGUGACCAUCCGCGGCGUGAACCUGGGCCUGGACUUCUCGGAGAUCGCGCAGGGCGUGCAGGUGGCCGGGGUGCAGUGCACGCCCCUGCCCGAGCACUACGUCGUGGCCGAGCAGAUCGUCUGUGAAAUGGGGCAGGCGCUUCCAGGGAUCAGCUCCGGCCCAGUGCUCCUGUGCAUCGGAGAGUGCAAGCCCGAGUUCACGGCCAAGUCGGCACAGCAGUACACGUUCGUGACUCCAGCCGUGAGUUUUCUGAGCCCCAGCCGUGGCCCGGAGUCGGGAGGGACCAUGGUGACCAUCUCUGGCCACUACCUCGGGGCUGGCAGCCGCGUGUCCGUGCUCCUGGGGAACCAGACCUGCGAGUUCCUCGAGCGAUCCAUGAACGAGAUCGUUUGUGUGUCAGCGCCCUCAGCCCACGGCCUGGGGGCUGUUCAGGUCUCUGUCAGCGUGGACAGGGCUCAGCUGGAGAGAACUUUGCUGUUUGAGUACAUCGAUGACCCCAAGGUGCAGCACAUCGAGCCCGAGUGGAGCAUCGCCAGCGGACACACGCCCCUGACUGUCACUGGCUCCAACCUGGACGUGAUCCAGGAGCCGCGGAUCCGCGUCAAGCACAACGGCAAGGAGUUUGUCAACGUGUGCAAGGUGGUGAACGCCACGGCCCUGGCCUGCCUGGCGCCGCCGCUGGCCGCCGAGUACCGGCCGGGGCUGGACGCCGUGGAGCGCCCGGACGAGUUCGGCUUCAUCUUCAACAACGUCCAGUCCCUGCUGCUCUACAACGACACCAAGUUCAUCUACUACCCCGACCCCACGUUUGAAAUGCUGAGCUCCAGCGGGGUGCUGGAGCAGAAGCCGGGCUCUCCCAUCAUCCUGAAGGGCAGGAACCUGUGCCCGCCCGCCCCGGGAGGAGCCAAGCUCAACUACACGGUGCUGAUCGGGGAGACGCCCUGCGCCGUCACCGUGUCCGAGACACAGCUGCUGUGCGAGCCCCCCACCCUCACCGGGCAGCACAAAGUGAUGGUGCGCGUUGGGGGGGUCAUCUUCUCCCCUGGCUCGGUGAGCAUCGUCUCGGACAGCCUCCUGACCCUGCCCGCCAUCGUCAGCAUCGCGGCCGGCGGCUCCCUGCUCCUCAUCAUCGUCAUCAUCGUCCUCAUCGCCUACAAGCGCAAGUCCCGCGAGAACGACCUCACCCUCAAGAGGCUGCAGAUGCAGAUGGACAACCUGGAGUCCCGGGUGGCCCUGGAGUGCAAGGAGGCCUUUGCAGAGCUGCAGACGGACAUCAACGAGCUGACCAGCGACCUGGACCGCUCGGGGAUCCCCUACCUGGACUACCGCACCUACGCCAUGCGCGUGCUGUUCCCGGGCAUCGAGGACCACCCUGUCCUGCGGGAGCUGGAGGUGCAAGGGAACGGGCAGCAGAGCGUGGAGAAGGCCCUGAAGCUCUUUGCCCAGCUGAUCAACAACAAGGUGUUCCUGCUGACCUUCAUCCGCACGCUGGAGCUGCAGCGCAGCUUCUCCAUGCGCGACCGCGGCAACGUGGCCUCGCUGAUCAUGACGGGGCUGCAGGGCAAGCUGGAGUACGCCACCGACGUCCUCAAGCAGCUGCUCUCCGACCUCAUCGAGAAGAACCUGGAGAACAAGAACCACCCCAAGCUGCUCCUGCGCAGGACCGAGUCGGUGGCCGAGAAGAUGCUGACCAACUGGUUUGCCUUCCUGCUCCACAGGUUCCUCAAGGAAUGCGCUGGAGAGCCCCUGUUCAUGCUCUACUGUGCCAUCAAGCAGCAGAUGGAGAAGGGCCCCAUCGAUGCCAUCACGGGGGAGGCACGCUACUCCCUGAGCGAGGACAAGCUCAUCCGGCAGCAGAUCGAGUACAAGACCCUGAUCCUGAACUGCGUGAACCCAGACAACGAGAACAGCCCAGAGAUCCCUGUGAAGGUGCUGAACUGCGACACCAUCACCCAAGUCAAGGAGAAGAUCCUGGAUGCUGUGUACAAGAACGUCCCCUACUCCCAAAGGCCGAGAGCUGUGGACAUGGAUUUGGAGUGGCGGCAGGGCCGGAUUGCCCGCGUGGUGCUGCAGGAUGAAGACAUCACCACCAAGAUCGAGGGGGACUGGAAGCGCCUGAACACCCUGGUGCACUACCAGGUGUCAGACCGCUCCGUGGUGGCUCUGGUUCCCAAGCAAACCUCCUCCUACAACAUCCCUGCCUCUGCCAGCAUCUCCCGCACAUCCAUCAGCAGAUACGACUCCACGUUCCGCUACACGGGCAGCCCCGACAGCCUCCGCUCGCGCGCGCCCAUGAUCACCCCCGACCUGGAGAGCGGCGUCAAGGUCUGGCACCUGGUCAAGAACCACGACCACGGCGACCAGAAGGAAGGGGACAGGGGCAGCAAGAUGGUGUCUGAGAUCUACCUGACCAGGCUCCUGGCUACAAAGGGCACGCUGCAGAAGUUCGUGGACGACCUGUUUGAGACGCUGUUCAGCACGGUGCACCGCGGCAGCGCCCUGCCCCUCGCCAUCAAGUACAUGUUCGACUUCCUGGACGAGCAGGCGGACAAGCACGGCAUCCACGACACCGACGUCCGGCACACCUGGAAGAGCAACUGCCUUCCCCUCCGCUUCUGGGUGAACGUGAUCAAAAACCCGCAGUUCGUGUUCGACAUCCACAAGGGCAGCAUCACGGACGCCUGCCUGUCCGUGGUGGCUCAGACCUUCAUGGAUUCCUGCUCCACCUCGGAGCACCGCCUGGGCAAGGACUCCCCCUCCAACAAGCUGCUGUACGCCAAGGACAUCCCCAGCUACAAGAGCUGGGUGGAGAGGUAUUACGCGGACAUCGCCAAGCUCCCGGCCAUCAGCGACCAGGACAUGAACGCCUACCUCGCCGAGCAGUCGCGCCUGCACGCCGUGGAGUUCAACAUGCUGAGCGCACUCAACGAGAUCUACUCCUACGUCAGCAAGUACAGCGAGGAGCUCAUCGGAGCGCUGGAGCAGGAUGAGCAGGCUCGGAGGCAGCGCCUGGCUUACAAAGUAGAGCAACUCAUUGGGGCCAUGUCCUUCGAGAGCUGAAGAGAGGUCACGGGCAGCAAAGGGCAGAGGAUCGCACGGACUCUCGGGAAUUUGGAGGAGAACAAGCAAGGAAGGCACUGGACACACCCCCCAGGGCUCUUCUGGAGAGAGCAGAGCCUGGCUCAAGGACUGGCUGUGUUCAAAAAUCAUACAGGAUCCAGUUUGAAAGGGCAGGAAGGGAAGAAGAUGAAACAUCUCCAUCAAAGUCCAAGCAAGGUGGAUCAUUUUCUCGAGUGUACGCAGAAAGAAGGAACCUGGAAAGUCUGGAUGUCUCCACGACUGCUGCUUUGCAUGAAAAUUGUUUAAUGUAUAUUGGAAAAUAAAACUUUAUUUAAAGGGUUUUUUUAAAAAAAAAAAAAACAAAACGAAGGAAGAAAAAGAAAAAAAAAAUAGAGCAAAAACCACAGAGGCCAUAGAGAUAAUCCUGGCAAGAAAGAUCAGCUCUGAAUCCUGUCCCUGAGAGCCUUCCAAGGACACGGCUCAGGCAUUCUGCAAACGGACUCUCACACCAAUUGGAACAUCUGGAAAACCAAAAUGUCUUCGUUUUGGAUUCUUACAACAAAUACGAGCACAAGUUUGCACCACACCUUUUUACACGAGCGAAACAGCAGUUUUGCCCCAAAAUAGUCCAGUGGCUGAGUAACUUAGAGGCACUAGAAGGAACUUCACCUGAAUUGCAAAACCAUCAGAUCAUCCGACCUGUCUUGAAAUCCAGCUUUAUCCAUGUAUUUAUAUAGUGUCUAUAUAUAUAUUAUUUUUUUUUUAAUCCCAUUUACUGUUGAAUGAGGGAAGAUCUGAAUUUCAUUGCCUUUCCCUUUUCCACCUCCAUCCCACCUCACUGGCAGUGUCCAGCAGUGUCCAGCAGUGUCCAGCAUGGCCGUGUCCAGCAUGGCCAUGGUGAUCCAGCAGUGUCCGGGAUGACCACGGUGAUCCAACAGUGACCAGCACUGCUCCAUUCAGUGUCCCCUGCUGGCUCCUGCAGGUGCCACGUGAGCCGAGGCAGAGCUGGGCUGACACCUCCAGGGCUGGUUUUGGGGGUCUCCAGCAGCCAGCUCCGAUUUCUCGCAGCAGAACCCCCAAACCCUGAUGUUUACGGUGACAAUACUUGAAGAGCCUGGGCGUUGGGAGAGCAGAUCUUUGUUGCUUUUCUGCUGGACGCGCAGUCCUUGGGCACAGGCUCCCUUUGGGCGUCUCCGCCAGCGUUUGCCGCCUCACCCAGGGCUGAGACUUGCAUUUCCACUGGGAAAGGGAGAGAAAUCUCUGCUCCAGGCAAGAGCAAACCUUAACCAGCACCCCCGGGCCAGCCAGCUCUGCUGUCAUGUCUCUGUGUCGGUGUCUCGUUGUUCUCAGUCCCUCGCUGGCCCCCACGGCACACGCUCCCGUGGCCAGUGACAGGCAAAUGUUUGUGAGUGUUAUUUCUUUCAAAGACACCAAAGCUUAUGUGUGUCCCUUUGUAGAGUGCCAGGAGGGGAAGGAAUGCUGUAAAUAUUUCUCUCUGUAGUAAAUAUUGAUACGUGUGCAGGCUGCAGUGGGGAGGGCAGGGAGAGGAGGCAUAAUGGAAAUACAAGAGUUGGCUGCAGGAGCUUGGCAAUGGCAGCAAAAUAAUUCCUGGUCUGCCCAGGCAGUGUCACACCAGACUGGGACCUUCAUUUGCAGCCAGUGUGUGUUGAAGGAAAAUCCAUUUCCAUCUCCAUCCCCCUCCUCCAUCAUUCCUGCCUGGAGGAGCCCAGCAGGGCUUUCCAUGUCCUGCAGUCCAGCACCAGGAGAGGGGAGAAGCACGUAGAGAAAUACUCAGGAAACUUGGUUUAAUUACCAUUCAGUAAAAGCCAUGCCAAGUCCACUUUCCUUUGGUAAUCCACUUCUGUGAGUCUCUCUGAAAAGCAGAAAAUACUGAUGAUAAUAAUCAACUUUGUGCAAUAAGUUCUUGACAUUUACAGCAGCCUGAGCACUGGAUUUACUGAGACAGGGGGAGAGUGGCAGAAACAGAGACUGAAAGGCAGAGCAGUGUUUGUACUGCCUGUUAUCCGAGAGUUCCCUUCCCAGGGAUCCUGCUCCUGCAUGGUGAAUCUCAUUUCUGAGGCAAAAAAAUGUGCAAAAGUCCUACUAAAAGUCAGGCACUGCAGAGCCCAGCGCCAGGAAUGUCAUUGGAGCAGUCCCCAGCCUGGCCUGCUCUUUGCUGCAGGUGCCCCAGGGCAUGGCAGAGGGUCAGGCUUUGAAAUCCUGCAGGUUUUUUUGCUGGUUCUGUUCCUGCUGUUCCCAGUGAUCCAUCACACAGCUGAGGUGAGGGAUUGACAGGUCUCUUCUAGCUGUGGUUGUUGGUUUGGGUUCACCAAGUUCUCACGGUACUCUGAAACCCAAAGAGAGCACUCCAAAAAGUUCCUGAACGACUUCCAAAUGCUUCCAAAUACCAGUCUGGGGAGUUACAUCUGCAGGACUCAGAAAACACGAGUACAGCCCAAAGCAAAGGCCUGGCUGUGCAUCACCUGGGCCUGGUGAUGGUGUCCCUGCCCCGCAGCCCUCGUGGUGCUCCUCUCUGCAUCUCUCUGAGAGGCUUUUGUGCAGCUUUUCAUCCUGCUUUCCUCCCCCUGCUCUCUCCCCUCUGGCCAGGAGCAUCCCCCAGGCCAAGGCUUCGUCAUCCCCCCUCCCCUGUAUUUUCUCAGCAGAAGUGGAGGUCCCCACACACCCCGGGACUCUCUGGGAGAACAUCAAGGAGACAAGGGGACAGCUGAGUUCAUCUCCUGUGCUGUGGGAUGAUCUGAGCAGAGAGAAAAAAAAAAGGGGGAAGCAGCAGGAGCACUUUGCAAACCAGUAAGCUCUUACACUUCUGACUGAACCCCGAAGGAAACAGCAAAGACACCUCUUCAUCACCUGGAAAAGCUUUGGGAGGAUGGCAGAGGGAACAGCACAGUCCUGCCUGGAGGGGUGGCCUAGAAAUACAUUGCCAAGUGUCUUCUCAUGGUGGUUGACAUUAAUUAUAGAUCGUUACAGGCAAUUAUAUGGAUUGAAGCAACAUAUCCCCCUGGGGCAGAGCGCUGGGAAUCUCUUGCCCUGUUUGCAUCCAACGUUUCCGUUCCUCCUUCGGGAGGAGGAAGCUCCAGAUCUCAAAACGGCAAUUUCUUCGCACUGGCAGCAAACUGGACUCCAGGGUUGGUCAGGAGGGGGCACUUGCCUUAGAUGAAACAAUUUCACGUCCCUCUCAUUGCCCCCUUCCUCCUGCAAGGCCAUGUGGAGUUUGGAGUCUCCAGUUUGCUCCGUUUCAGGUAUUCCCACAUCAAAGUGGGAGACGUCACUUGCCGGGAUCUCUCUGCCUGGCGUCGCCGCUUGAAUAAUUCCGUUUCAUCUUCUGCUCACGAGCUAUCAAAGCACCCACUCCGAGGGGGAGCGGGGUGCUAAUCAAAUGCUUCUCCACCUUGAAAGCCUUUAUUGAAACCCCACACAGGCGAGGGGAGCUCGCAGGCACGGCUGGCCCCGCGUGAGCCCCGCUGAGGAGCCGCAGCCACCAAAGCUCGGGGGUGUGGACAGCGAGUGGUCCACGCUUUGCCAUAAAGGAUGGAUUUAAAGGGAGGCAGGAGGGAUCAGCACGGCCAAAGCGCUGGAAACCCUGUGAAAUCCAGCCUGGAUAUCCCUGGAAAGCCUGGAUAUCCUGUCUGCAGCAGUGAGGACCCAGCGUGGGGACCGGCGCCGAGGAACAAAACUGCUGCCACGGCCUGGCUGCAUGCCAGCAGCAUUCCAGGUGUGGAAUUCCAGGUUUUUCCCUGAAGGAUGGCCGUGGGGACAGCGGUGCCUCCCCACAGGGCUGGGGCUGUGACACGCUGGGGACGGUGAGUGCAGUGCCAACAGAGACCUUCAUCACAGCAGUGCCUUCCACACUCUGUCUUAAAAUCCUGCUGGCCCCUCCCCGCGUCAGUGUUCCCUCCUACCUCCCACUGGACUCCACAACAAAUGUCCCAGCGCAGGAAACAGUUUGGGUGGGCACGUGGAGGGCAAAGGCGAGAGGGGUUGAGGCUCUGGGGUUGCAUUCUGCACGCUGCUGGCUCUGAGCUCCUCGUGGGGCUCUUGGUGUUCAGGUCUGUGUGGGAAAAGGGUCAGAGCAUCCCUUGCUGCAGUGGGCACAGCCUCCAAACAAGGUUGCGUUCCCAGAAGUCCCCAGGAGCCAGCAGGGAUGAGGAAGGCCAGGUUGGCACAGGGCAGAGCACUCCCAGCACGGCCCCUGUGCUGCUCCAGAGCCUUGAGCCCCUUCCCUGGCAGCAGCCCAGCCACGUUCUCCUGUCACUGGCUGUUCUCCAUCCAGUUUCCUGUGCUGUCAGAGCUCACCUGUCACAGGGACUCAGCUCCCCAGACUAAAUGAAACUAAAAGAGUCUGACUUGGAUAAGCUGGGCCAUCAGGCAGAGCUCACGUGUGACUGUGCCCUGGAGAGAAGAAAAAAUGUUCUGAGGAGGGUAAAUAACUGACAUCAAAGUUGCAUUAAAAUGCCACAGAGCUUCAGCCAUCCUAUUCCAGAUCCACAUUUGUACCAGGAAUUGCAAGGCAAUAGUGCAGGGACUGUGACAUUGUACAGAGCUGUGUGUGAGGAAGAGCUCGGAGCACAGUCCCGUCCUUGGUGACAGCGCCCAGCCCGGACCCAGAACCGGAGACCAGCGGGUCAGAGGCUGAGGGCAGAGCACUGGGGCCAGCUCUGAGGCCACCUGCAGGGGCAGGAUGGUUUUACUGAUGAGACAUUCAGUGGGGAAACAAUCAGAGUAAGAGAUGAGUGCACUGCGAAGGCACCGCUGGGAACUGCUCGGCUGAGCAACCCCAAAUGUGCAUUUUCAGUGCAGUUUGGUCGGGUUAGUUUUGCAGGGGAAGAGAAUGGGAGGUUUGGACCAGUUUUGGCUGCCUGGAAGGCUUUGUUAAAGCCCCUUCACCCUGGAAACCCCCAGAUUUGGGUGCUGGUCCUGUUCUGGGCAGGCAAUGGAACAGCGGCCAGAGCCCCAGCUGCGGGUGGUGCCUGGUGCCUUCCUGGCUUCUGGAAGAAAACUGGGGGUCUGUGGUGUGUGCCCUGCACCCCAGGGUGCUCUUUGGGGUGCUGGGACUGUGCUGGGGUCAGAGAAGGGGAGGUGGAAGGGUGGGGCAGUGCGGGCUGGCAGAGCCCCCCUGCUCCAUGCUGGAAAAGCCACCCCGUCCCUCCAGGGUGUCUGUGCCCGCCUGGCUGAGGUGGCACCAGCGGUGUUGUGGCCGUGCUGUGAGCACGGCAGUGUCUCUGUGCUUGUUCUUUCAGAUGCCCCUUUGUCCCCGUGUUUCCCAUCCCUCUCCUUCCUUUGUAACCGUGGAAUAUAAUCCUGACAAGAGUCGCCCUUCCUGCAGCCUUGAGGAACACGCCCCAAAGGCCCGCGGGGUCCAUCCACUUGCACGGACAGUAUCCCAAAUAUCCCAAACUCCCCGGGCCUCCUGAGGCUGCCAAAUCAAACACCAGAUCUCCUGUAUGGCCUUUCCUUUGGGAUUUUUAAUACCUCUCUUUCGAAUAAGCUUGCAAGUUUAUGCAACAGCUUCUCCAGCCGCGUUCCCAUCCCGAGGACCGGGCACACGAAGGUGCAGAGGAGCCCUGGGGAGGGAAAAAAGCUGAUUUUGCCACGUCAUUUCAUGGCUUCAGAAGGUGCAGUAGAAAUGUCCUUCUCUUUCUGCUGAGUUUCGGUGCUGAUGGCACCUCGGGGGCCGCUGGGAGAAGCAGCAAGGCGAAGGGAAUGUACAGGUACUAAAACUUCUGGAGUCCCCCCAAAAAUGUCACAGAAUGUAGAGGUAUCAGCCAUGGAACCGAUUCUGAUUUCUCCUUCCCCUUCUCCUUACAGACCAACCCCCAGCAGUUUUAGGGGAUUUGUGUGUUGGCAGGAACAAGGAAUUGAUUUGUAUCUGUGCCCAUUCCACCGUAUCCUUCUCUGGCUCCUCCCCUCCCCGUUAUACUUGACACACUGGAGUUCUGUAUGAUAUUUUUUUUUUAAGAUGAUUGUCUGUUUUUUGUUGUUUUUAUAAGUGUUGUGGAAAAAAAAAUGUAAGAAAGUUUAAGUAUUUAAAAAUGUUCCAAGGAAAUAAAAGGGGGUUUUGUUAUUAUUCUAAUAUAUUAUUGUGUACCUAUUGUAAAUAUGAAACACUCCUAUUUUGCAAGCCAAGGACUCACUUUGUACUGUUGUUAUAUAUAAAUAAAGUUUACUGGUUAAAAAA
Messenger RNA from Motacilla alba alba, 12221 nucleotides. It is a transcript of the gene PLXNA2, whose product is annotated as plexin A2. Lineage: Eukaryota; Metazoa; Chordata; Aves; Passeriformes; Motacillidae. Gene Ontology annotation, molecular function: protein binding; semaphorin receptor activity. The record is from RefSeq and is a predicted model, not a curated record. The coding region runs from base 338 to 6025 and encodes 1895 amino acids. The transcript is spliced from 32 exons. Gene Ontology annotation, biological process: semaphorin-plexin signaling pathway involved in axon guidance; regulation of cell migration; regulation of cell shape. Gene Ontology annotation, cellular component: semaphorin receptor complex.